CUCCAUUUCUUCCUCCAACUCAAAUAACCCAAUAAUACAUAUAGUCCCCAGCCCAGCCUGCUCCAUCCGAAGGCCCAACCCCGCUCGCGCCAGAUCCCCCCAAACCCAAUCGAUCCCCAUCGAUCACCGCGCUCCCCCCGGCGCCGCCGCGGCGAGAGGUAGGGUUUGCUCGACGACGCGAGGGGGAGCGACCACCGCCCGCGACCCGAUAGGAGGGAUGGCGGCGGCCGAGGGCGAGAAGAAGAUGACCAGUUUUAUCGCGAAGAGCUCCGGCGCCGAGGAGUUCGAGGCGGGGGCCAUCCGCCGCGCGAUCGAGGACGACUGCGACGACGACGACAGCGGCAUCCUGCCCCCCGACGUCCUCUCCGGCGAGGGCCUCGAUAACCGCGACGCCGGCUUCCCGCCUUCACAAAGAAGCGCCUCCAAGAUCACGGGAGAUCGCGCGGCGGUGAACCCGGCAGCCGCUGAUCCACCAAUGCCCGUUCCAGGGUUGCACCAUCAUCCUAACAUCCCCGCUGCAAACCGCCAGCUCCCUCCUGCCGCUAGACUACUGAUCAACUGUGGCAUCUUCCUCGUCGCCACUGCCGGGUCCUCCAUAGUUUUCCACACUGCUGGAGACCCUUCCGCCAUCGACGGUCCUGCAUAUGCCCUUGUUGCAUUCUUCUUCGUCCUCCUCGGCUUGUGGUUUGUGCUGCUUGGACCCGUCGCCGGCCAGUUCCCUGGAGCCACGAGGGUCGCCGUUGCCAUUGCGAAAGCGCUCAAGGGUUACCUGCUCGGCGGCGGCAAUUGAUCAAAUAUUUGAUUCAUUCUUUAUAUAGGUAUAGCUUUGCUAGCUCACAGUAGUUUUCUGUUUGUUUGUAUGUCGUGUCUAUAGGCGUUGUAGCCCAUAAACUCACUGUAAAGUGUGAAGUGUAUAUACGUGUUCUUGUAAGGCCCUGUUUCUUUCAGCUUAGGAUUAUUAUAAUCUAGAUUAUUGAGUUAGAUUACUA
Oryza sativa Japonica Group (Japanese rice) is the source of this 989-nucleotide messenger RNA. RefSeq lists its product as uncharacterized. Lineage: Eukaryota; Viridiplantae; Streptophyta; Magnoliopsida; Poales; Poaceae. The record is from RefSeq and is a predicted model, not a curated record.